AUGCAUUUCAGUCGAGCUGUUAUCGCAGCGCUACUGUCGAUCUGUGCUUUUGCUCAGCGAGUUGAACGAGACCAUGACGAAGACACGACCUUUUCCGAGGGUGAGACCACCUACCACAUUAUCACCGUAGGGAAGUAUGACCAUGAGUUCUAUCCUGCCAUCACUACAGCAAACGUGCACGAUGUUGUCAUGUUCAGAUUCUAUCCCGAUAACCACUCAGUCAUCGAGUCGCUGUACCGUUGGCCAUGCGUUUAUCGCGAUGCGGUUGAUGGACAAGGGGGAUUUCACACCGAAGGCUUCCCUCUGCACGACUUCAAAGAUGAAGACCAUCUGCCCACAUGGAAUUUCACCGUUGAACAUCUAGACCCUAUCUUCUUUUAUUGCGGCGCUCCAAGCUCAUGUGUCAGCAAGGGGAUGGUGGGCGCUAUCAACCCCAGCAGCGACCAGAACAUAACGGCUCAGAAGAAACUGGCAAUAGAUGCCGGAAUUGUUAAUAUGCCGGACGAGACAUUGACUCCCAAUGCUGCCGCUUCUGUGUCUGCAGCCGCCGAGAGUGACAUCCCAGUCGAACAAGAUGAUGAAACCAAACGCAUGCCAUCACCAGGUGCAGUCGCAGGCAUCGUGAUUGGCGGCAUAGUCGCUCUUGCGAUCAUCAUCUUGUCAAUCUUCUAUCCUCGCCGAAGACGACAAAAGAAGGCUCUGCAGACCGGCCCGAGCGAGUCCGCCACACAAGCUCACACUACCGCAGCCCAUGCCCCUGAGAUGCAGAUUGAUGGAAUAACAUACGUGCCCGCAACGGAUCCAAGGGCAUUCUACAACCCCCAGCCACCCUCGUACUAUCAUCUGUCCGCCGAGAUGAGGCCCAAGUCCCCUGGGGAGUCGACGUUUUCCGGUCCGCAUGGAGCGCCGACUACGCUGUACUCGCCUUCGAUUGGGUCGAUUCGGAACAGGUAUUCCGACAUUGGCCCUGACACGAUGAUGCAGCCUCAACCGCAGCCCGUGACGCAGCUGCCUUUGUUGCAGGAACUUGACGCGCAGCCCCAAAAGGACGGCAGUCGCAUGGAAAGAAAAUAUCUCAGCUGA
Zasmidium cellare ATCC 36951 is the source of this 1083-nucleotide messenger RNA. RefSeq lists its product as uncharacterized. The record is from RefSeq and is a predicted model, not a curated record. Bases 1 to 1083 code for a protein of 360 amino acids. Lineage: Eukaryota; Fungi; Ascomycota; Dothideomycetes; Mycosphaerellales; Mycosphaerellaceae. The transcript has 6 exons.